Molecule: messenger RNA, 2625 nt
Organism: Malassezia japonica
Lineage: Eukaryota; Fungi; Basidiomycota; Malasseziomycetes; Malasseziales; Malasseziaceae
Gene: PWP2
Product: U3 snoRNP protein
Exons: 1
Coding region: 1-2625 (874 amino acids)
Biological process (GO): ribosomal small subunit assembly; maturation of SSU-rRNA from tricistronic rRNA transcript (SSU-rRNA, 5.8S rRNA, LSU-rRNA)
Cellular component (GO): small-subunit processome; Pwp2p-containing subcomplex of 90S preribosome
Molecular function (GO): protein binding
Source: RefSeq, a predicted model, not a curated record
AUGAAGUCCUCCUUCAAGUUCUCGAACCUAUGCGGUACGGUGUACCAGCAAGGAAACGUGCAAUUUGGUGGUGAUGGGGACACAAUGUACUCUCCCGUCGGCAACCGCCUCUCGGUUUUCCACCUCGUUCGCAAUACCUCGUUUACGCUCCCGUUUGAGACACGCAAGCCGAUUGCGCGUGUCGCCGUCUCGCCUGCGAACCCCAGCUUGGUGCUGGUCGCAGACGAAGACGGGCAUGCACUGUUGAUGAAUGUGACGCGUCGUGCGCUGCUGGCGCACAUGAGCUUCAAGCUGCCGGUGCGCGAUGCGCAGUUCUCGCCCGACGGCCGCUACCUUGCCGUGACGCACGGCACGCAGGUCCAGGUGUGGCAGACGCCGAGCGUGCUUGUGCGUGAGUUUGCGCCGUUCGUGCUGCACCGCACGUACGUCGGCCACUUUGACGACGUCCUGAGCAUCACAUGGUCCAAGAGCGGCCGCUUUUUCCUGAGCACCUCGAAGGAUAUGUCGGCGCGCCUCUUUUCGCUGGAUCCGCUGCCCGGCUUCCGCCCCAAGACCUUUACUGGCCACCGCGAUGCGGUGAUUGAGGCGUUCUUCUCGCUGGACGAGCGCACGAUCUACACCGUUUCGCGCGACGGCGCCUGCCUUACCUGGGCGGCGAAAGAGUCGGACGAGGGCGAGAUGAGGCAGGACGAAGCGAGCGACGGCGACGCGGGCGCGGCGGCUGCCAUGACCGCGCCAGAGAACCGUAUCGCCUUUACGCGCUGGGGCGUGAUGCAGCGCAACUAUUUCCACCAGGCGAAUACGCAGGUGGUCUGUGCCGCUUUCCACGCCGGCACCUCGCGCCUGGUCGUUGGCUUCAGCAGCGGCCUCUUUUCGCUGUGGGAUCUGCCGGAUUUCCAGGCGGUGCACACGCUGAGCAUCAGCCAGGAAAAAAUUACCAGUGUCGCCAUCAACCACACAGGCGAGUGGCUCGCGUUUGGCGCGCAAAAGCUCGGCCAGCUGCUGGUGUGGGAGUGGGCGAGCGAGUCGUACAUUCUCAAGCAGCAAGGGCACUUUUACGAUAUGAACACGGUCGCCUUUGCGCAGGACGGCCAGAUGGCCGUGACCGGCGGCGACGACGGCAAAGUGAAGCUGUGGAACACCACCUCGGGCUUUUGCACCGUGACCUUUUCCGACCACACCGCGCCGGUGUCGUGCGUGGAGUUUGCCAAGCAGGGCCAGGUGCUCUUUAGCGCGAGCCUCGACGGAACGGUGCGUGCGUACGAUUUGGUGCGCUACCGCAACUUUCGCACAUUCACCAGCCCGAAUCCCGUGCAGUUUGUGAGUCUUGCGGUGGACCCCUCGGGCGAAGUCGUGUGUGCUGGCAGCUCGGACAUCUUUGAGACGUACAUGUGGAGCGUGCAGACCGGCAAGCUCCUCGAGAUUCUUGCGGGGCACGAAGGGCCAGUGACUGCGCUGGCGUUUGAUCCCGCCGGCAGCGGCCUCCUUGCGAGCACCAGCUGGGACCGCUCGGUGCGUCUCUGGGAAGUGUUUAAGCGCAGCGGCGCGACCGAGGCGAUGCAGCUCAACGCCGAAGGCCUUGCGCUCGCCUUCCGUCCCGACGGCCACGAAGUGUGCGCCGCAACGCUCGACGGGCAGCUCACCUUCUUUGACGCGCAGAGCGGCGCGUCGAAAGGCGUGCUCGACUGCCGCCGCGACAUUUCCGGUGGCCGCAGCAUCAACGACAAGGUCGCGCGGCGCAACAAUGCGGCCGGAGCGGCGUUUACGAGCAUCUGCUACUCUGCCGACGGCUCGUGCGUCCUCGCCGGUGGCAAUGCGAACUAUGUGUGCCUGUACGACGUCAAGGAAAAGGUCCUGCUCAAGCGCUGGACGCUCAGCCUGAAUGUCGCGCUCGACGGGACGCAGGACCGCCUCGACUCGCGCCAGGUCACCGAUGCGGGCCACGUCGAGCUGAUCAAUGACCUGUCCGACGAAGAGGAUCUGACGCUUGCCGAGCGUGCCGACAAGAGUCUGCCGGGCGCGCAGCGCGGCGACCUGAGCAAGCGGUCUACGCGCCCCCUCGCCCGCUCCAAGUGCGUCCGUUUCUCGCCCACCGGGCAGUGCUGGGCGGCGGCGUCGACGAGCGGCCUGCUGCUAUACAGCCUCGACGACCAGGCGACCUUUGACCCCACCGACCUGGACAUGGACCUUACGCCCCAGGCCGUGCGCAGUGCGUCGCUCCAAGGCGAUGCGCUGCUGGCCGUGCUCGGCGCGCUGCGCCUCAACGACCCAACGCUCCUGGCGGAAGUCUACGAGCGCGUGAAGCCGCAAGAGAUUGUGCUUGUGGCGACGCAGCUGCCGCUCGUCUACCUCUCCCAGAUGCUGCAGCUGGUCGCAACGCGCCUCGACCCCACGAGCGCGAGCCCGCACGUGGAGUUCCACUUGCAGUGGCUCACGGCGCUCUUUAAUGCGCACGGCGCCGAGAUCCGCGCGCGGAGCAGCACGCUCUAUGCGCCUGUGCUGCGUGCGGUGCAGAUGGCGCUGAACGAGCUGCGUGCCAACGUCAAGACGACGUGCGACCGCAACACCUCGUCGAUGCUCUAUGUCUUUAACGGCGUCGCGACGCGGCGGGCAGAGGAGCUGUGA